AGCAUUGUAAAAUUUGCGUUUCUCUGUCCCUUUUACAUUUAAAAAUUUUGCAUUCUUGCAGCCUUGACUCAGUGACCUUUUAAAAGUGCCAACCUAAACCUUGCCUCUACCAGAUAGCGUAUCAUUACACGAGCAACAUACAAAGAGCAGAGGUGAUCUGAAGAGGAAGAAAUUAGGGCAAUUAUUUUGGGUUCUUUCCUCUUUGUGGUUAAUGUUUUACAAUUUGUACCGUCGACACCUUCAAUUGAUGGAUAUGUGUAGAAACACGAGCACAGAGAAAGAGAAUACGAGGAACACGAUGUAACGUGGAAAAACCCUCAACAAGAGGAAAAAAACCACGGAUGAGGAGGAGCUGGUUGCCCACUAGCCGUCAGACUCUCUCUCUCUCUUAAGAUUUCAUUACCCAUAAGGAUUAGGGUUACACGACUUAAGUAAUGCCCAACAAGGGCUACAAGAUGGAUCGGGUAUGGAUCCCGAGACCCGUCUAAUAUACUUCAACACUCCCCCUCAAGUUGGGCAUACAUAUCAAACAUGCCCAACUUGGAUACAUUUCUCUCGAAUGAAGUAGAGGAUAGAGCCUUCGUCAGAACAUCGGCGGUUUGGUCUUCAGACUUCUUGUAAGGUAGGAUUAAUUCCUUAGCAUCAAUCCUUUCACGAAUGAAGUGACAGUCAAUCUCAACAUGCUUUGUUCUGUCGUGUAGAACAGGGUUGUUGGCUAAAUUGAUUGCAGACUUGUUAUCACAGUACAUCUUCAUAGGUCCUUCAAUCUUUAUUCCAAUAUCAGUCAGCAAUAUUUUCAACCAUAGUAACUCUGACACUCCCAUAGCAACGACUCUAUAUUCUGCCUCUGCACUAGAUUUGCUCCUCUAUACGACAAGGUUUCUUCUCAAGUAGAUACAAUACCCUGUAGUAGACCGUCUGGUAUCAGCACAACCUGCCCAGUCUGCAUCUGAAUACCCCUCGAUCUCUACAGUCUCUUGUUUCACGUACAAGAGUCCCUUGCUAGGAUUUCUCUUCAAGUAACAUAAUACUCUGUCCACAACCUUCAAAUGUGCAUCAGUAGGAGCAUGCAUGAAUUGACUCAAUACAUUCACCGCAAAAGUGAUAUCUGGUCUCGUGAGGGUAAGAUAAAUCAACUUCCCAACCAGACGUUGAUAUCUUCCCUUAGCUUCUUCAUAGAGCAGCUCUCCAUCUCUAAGGCUCAACUUGUGUCCAGUGUCAAGUGGGGUAGAAGCAGGUCUACACCCCAAUUUACCAGUCUCUUCCAAUAGAUCUAAUGUGUAUUUCCUUUGGUUUAGCACAAGGCCGGUACUAGAUCUAGCAAUCUCAAUGCCAAGAAAAUACCUCAGCUUGCCAAGAUCCUUGAGAUCAAAUUCCGUAGCUAGUAACCCUUUCAACUUGAUGAUCUCCUCCUCAUCAUUACCUGUGACCAAUGUUGUACGUAUCGUACGAUACGACCCCGUAUCGUAUCGUUUGAAGAAAACGAUACGAUACACCCCUCGUAUCGUAAAAAGGGGGUGUAUCGGCCCUGUAUCGCACGUAUCGUACGAUACAGGGCCCGUAUCGUACGAUACGGGGCGAUACACCCCGUAUCGUACGAUACGGCCUAAAAACGCAAAAGGGGGCCGAGACCUACUUAUUCGGCUUCUUUUUCAAAUUUUUCUUCCGUUCUUCAUUUCUAACGCUUGGAUAGUGCCGUGAGGGAGGGCGAUCGUUCAUUUUGACCGUGAAGAACUUGAUUUUCAUCGUCAAAUCGAAGAUUAAGUGGUCGAUUUGUGCGUGGGUGCUUGAUUUUCGUGGGAAGGAAAUGGGUUUUCUUCAUUUCAGACAUUUCUUCUUCGUAAGGUAUGAAAUCUCAUGUUCUUACCAUGUAUUCUUAAUUUUUUACCGUAUAAUCGUAGAUUUGAAGACUUUGAGUGUUUUUCAUUAAGUUUACCAUAGGAUUUCGUUUUUUUUUUUGAAGAUAUGGAUCCUACAUGGCAAUGGUGCGAAAGGGUGAAGGAGAAUAACCGUUUGAAACUCAAAUGUGGCUUCUGUGGGAAUACACUUUCAGGAGGGAUUAUUAGAAUGAAACACCAUUUGGCAGGGACCUCCAAAGAUGCGUCUCCUUGUGUUGGAGGACCAAACAAACCUUUGCCUCCAUUUGUGCGUCAACAAUGUUUAGAUAUGCUUCAUGCUUUACGUCAAAAGAGAAUACAAAAAGAAAUUGAAGAUGCAGAUGUAGGCUAUAAUGUGCCUUUGGAAGAUGAAGAAGAAGAGGAUGAAGCUUAUGAAUGUGAUGAUGAAGACGAUAGCAGUCUAAGAACAGAUUUGGAGACCUCAAGAGGUAGAGAUCGUAGAGGAAAAGGGAUUAUGUAUGAAGGAGGUCGAUCUGGCAUAACGGGAAGGAAGAGGAGAGGCACAACAGAUGUUAGGGCCAGGCGUGGUAUGCGACCACCUAGUGGUAGAGUUCCUACUGGUAGGUCUAGUGUUGGCUCUAUUAAGAGUUUUUUCCCUUCAUAUACCAGCCCAGGUGGUCAGCCGCAGAUUCGUGCUGCUAUGACAUCUAAAGAUAUGCUAUAUCAUGCACAAAAGCAGGUAGGGAAAUGGUUUUAUGAUGCCUGUAUUCCAUUCAAUGCAGCUAAUUCUUUUCAAUUCCAAGCCAUGGCAGAUGCAAUUGCUUCUAUAGGCCCCGGAUUCAAAAUGCCAUCAUAUCAUCAGUUGAGAGGCAAAAUUCUUCAGGAUACAGUCAAAGAAGUGUCUGAGCAUUGCGAUGAGUUGAAAUUAUGUUGGAAGGAAACAGGUUGCUCCAUUAUGUCAGAUGGUUGGACUGAUACAAGGUCAAGAACACUUGUAAAUUUUCUUGUGUAUUGCCCUAAAGGUACAAUGUUCUUGAAAUCUCUUGACUUGUCUGAUGUUCCUAAGACUGCUGAGAUUUUAUUCAAUGUUUUUGAUAAUGUUGUACAAGAAGUUGGACCUGCAAACAUUGUACAGUUUAUUACAGAUAAUGCUGCAAAUUAUAGAGCUGCAGGAGAUUUGUUAUUUCAAAAGUAUAGAACAUUUUAUUGGAGUCCAUGUGCCACUCAUUGUGUUAAUCUAAUGCUUCAAGAUCUUAAUGAGAUGCAUGAUAUGAAAUCAGUCAUUGACCAAUGUCAAGAGGUAACAAAAUUUAUCUAUAAUCAUGCAUAUGUAUUGAGUUUGAUGAGAAAAUUUACAAAAGGAGUUGAAUUAAUACGACCUGCACAAACUAGAUUUGCCACAAAUGUAUUGACUGUGCAGAGUGUGGUGAAACAAAGAACUCCUUUGAGACAGAUGUUUGUUAGUGAAGAAUGGGCUGCAUAUCCACAUGCUCAUAAAAGAAAUGCUUCUUUAGUUGUGGAUAUUAUAUUCAAUAACGUAUUUUGGGAAUCAUGUGUGAAGCUAUUGAAGGUUUGUGUUCCAUUAGUUAAGGUUCUCAGGUUGGCUGACAGCGAGGACAGACCUUCUAUAGGGUACUUAUAUGAGGCUAUGGACAAAGCAAAAGAGGCAAUUCGAGACAACUUAAAGGAAAAGAAAAAGUUAUAUAUGCCCAUAUGGAAGAUUAUAGAUAAAAGGUGGACUGGACAGCUUCAUCAACCUCUUCAUGCAGCAGCUUAUUAUCUAAAUCCUGCAAUUAGAUUUUCUCCUACAUUUAAGAAGGACAGAGAAGUCAUGCAUGGUUUGUUAGAUUGUAUUAAUGUGUUAGUUGAAGAUUCUACAGAACAAGAUGCUGUGCACAAUGAGUUGGAUCUAUAUGAUAGUUGUUUUCGGAACAUGGGACUACCUGCCGCCGUUCGAGCCAGGACAACGAUGCGUCCAGAUUUGUGGUGGAAUAGGUAUGGGUUUGAUUGUCCAAACCUAGCACGUUUUGCAGUCAAAGUCCUCAGCCAGACAUGCAGUGCUAGUGGAUGCGAAAGGAACUGGAGUGUGUUCCAACAUAUCCAUAGCAAAAAAAGGAAUAGGCUCGAACAUAAAAGGUUGAAUGACCUUGUCUUUGUUCGAUAUAAUAUGAGGUUGAAACAAAUAGAAUUAGAAAAAUCAUUAGCAAGGAAGCACACAUCUCAGUUCGAUCCUAUCAGCUUGGAAAAUUUUGACGAUCUAGAGCCAUGGAUUGAAGAAGAACCAGCUACAAUAUUUGAUGAUGAAGAUCUUGAAUGCUUCAACCUUGAAGUUGAAGCAACAGAAGGCUUUGUUGAUGAAGGAGAGUCUGCUACUGCUGGUGCUGGUGCUGAAUAUGUUGGUGAAGAUCUUCCAAUUCUUGACGAUGAAGAAGAAGAAGAAGAUGAAGAUGAAGAUGAUGAAGAUUAUGAAUGAUGAAUCAUGAAUGAGAGUCAAGUCAAGAGUGCUUUCAUUUUAUAUGUAUCAAAAACAUAGGAGUUAUGAAUCUAUGGUUGUUGAACACUUGAUUGAAUGUUUUAUCAUUUAUGACUUUAUCACUUUAUGGCUUAUGGCCU
Nymphaea colorata (pocket water lily) is the source of this 4451-nucleotide messenger RNA. RefSeq lists its product as uncharacterized. The transcript has 3 exons. The coding region runs from base 1966 to 4311 and encodes 781 amino acids. Lineage: Eukaryota; Viridiplantae; Streptophyta; Magnoliopsida; Nymphaeales; Nymphaeaceae. Gene Ontology annotation, molecular function: protein dimerization activity. The record is from RefSeq and is a predicted model, not a curated record.